Vitrella brassicaformis is the source of this 831-nucleotide messenger RNA. The record is from the annotation of a GenBank genome assembly. Lineage: Eukaryota; Vitrellaceae.
CCAAGCGAAGAAGAGACAAACAGGUAGGAUAAAGAAGCAUAAAGAAGCAUCGGCAGACACAGUCGUGCUAUCGGUCUGGGAGAUCUCUCCGUUUGCUGAUCACUCCAAUUGCCAGGACUGCUGCUGCUGAGCCUCAAAGUCAGCUCAUCUAGCCACGCACGAGCUGUCCAUCGAGAUGUUAUCGUUCCUGAUGACCCCGCUCUACUACGUCAUGCUGUCGGCUUUCAUCUCGUUCCUCUUUCUGUGCUUCGCACCUCUAAAGAUGAAGUAGGCAGCCAUGCAGGUCGACCAGACAGACCCACCAGCCACGCGUGUGGCUCGUGGCGUCUGUUCUGUGGCUGUGGCUGUGUGCACUGCAGGCGGGAGGCGGCCUCCUUCUUCGGGCAGAGCAACAUCCAGACGGCCUUGGCUGCUCUCUCCGUGGUGGGUGAGCGAUGAGAGGAGAGAAGAGCACGCUGUUCGCUUCGGCUCGCUGUGUGCUGUCUUGAGGACUGCUGUGUGUCCGUCUGUCGUGCAGGUGUGGUUUGUGGUGUGGUGUGUGUCGAUGAACGAGUGGAAGAGCGCGUGGACGGAGUCGCCCAGCUUCGAGGACAAGGCGUCCUACUGGCGGUCUCAGCGGAAUCUGUAUAUUGCUGCCUGCGGGUUCGUCUGCACCGUCGGCAUAUCGCGGCUCAGCUCCCUUAUCAAGUGAAGUGGACUGACGACUGGUGACGGACGGAUGGCCUUAGUUGGUCGUGAUGGGAUGGGAUAGAUUGAUGGAUGGCAUCUUCUGUGCCAGCCUUCAUGCUUCGGACUUGUUUGUGUGAGCUCAGCUUUUUUGGUGAAUUCGGU